AUGCUUUCCACGAUCCGUACCGUCCUCCCAAGGCGGAUAACUCCUCGAAUUGCAUCUUCAAGAUAUAUUACCAAGGCGAUCGGAGUUACUAGACAGACCGAGAAAUCUGCUACAUCGUUCAUUAUCCCGAAUACCACUCCUUCGUACCGAACGUUCGCUACUACCCGUCUGCUACGCCAAGAGGCUGCGGUUCAGCAAGAUGCCGGGUCGCAAGCCGCUGCAGCAGCUCCCAACAGUCAUCCUACUACCUUCGCUGGGCUUGCAGAUAUCGGGAUUAAUGAGAAAAUUGUCCAUACCAUCACCAACAACAUGAAAUAUACAGAUAUGACAGAGGUUCAGGCCAAGACUAUUCCCGUUUCUCUCAGUGGUGCCGAUCUUAUUGCUCGAGCCAAAACCGGUACCGGAAAGACACUUGCUUUCCUUAUCCCAUCCAUCAGCAAGCUUCUCAACAGUGGCUUAAAGAAGCCAGAAUACCCCCAGAAUAUCAACGGACACAAGUCUUUUGCCGAUCCCCGUAUCCUCGUCAUUUCCCCGACCCGAGAGUUGGCUGAACAAAUUGCGAAAGACGCCUUUCUUCUCACCCGUGGCACCAAUUUACAUGUCUCCUGCAUGGUUGGUGGUACCGGAAAAUCCUACUCGAUCAGAGAUUACCACCAAAGGGGGGCUAAUAUCUUGGUCGCCACCCCUGGUCGCCUUGCAGAUGUUCUCUCUGAUCCAAGCUCCGGAGUUGACAUGAAGAAUCUUGAAACGCUCAUUUUUGACGAGGCCGACUCGCUCAUGUCGAUGGGAUUCGAGAAGGAGGUCCGGGAAAUCAGAAGCUACCUGCCCGAGGGAAAACAGACCCUCAUGUUCUCUGCUACCAUGCCCGACAAAGUUCGUCAGCUGAUUUCUGAGAAUAUGCGUCGCGGAUUCAAGUUCGUCAAUACCAUCGACCCGAACGAAGCUGAAACACACACCAAGGUUCCACAGCACGUAAUCAUGUGCGAGGGAAUGGAGAAUUUGCACCCAACUCUGUUCGAAUUGCUUCAUCGUGAAAAUGACAAAGCAAAAAAGGCCAAUGAAUCUUUCAAGGCCAUGGUUUUCUUCCCUACAGCUCGUGGAGCUGAACUGGCAGCAAUGAUGUUCCGUCGCGUCAGACUCCCUGGAAGCGAAGGCCACCCAUUGUUCCCACUCGAUUUGAUCCAAAUCCACUCUCGUCUCACUCAAUCCCGCCGUACUGAGGCCGCAAACGCCUUCAGACGGGGUGAAAACGCCAUUCUAUUCUCUUCUGAUGUUACUGCCCGCGGCAUGGAUUUCCCCAACGUCACCCACGUUAUUCAAGUCGGUACCCCAUCAAACCGUGAGCAAUACAUCCAUCGUAUCGGCCGUACCGCUCGAGGAAAGAAUAUCGAGAGUGGCCGAAGCGUCGGGUACCUCAUUCUCAGCGACCUUGACGCCCGAAUUGCUCUCAGAGAACUUCGGGGCAUUGACCUUAUCCACGACCAAAAUGACGACUUGGUAUCAAAGUCCGCUAAACUCAGCGAUCUUGACACCUUACACCCCAGGGCUUCAGAAUUCGCUAGAGCCAUUGUAGAAGCUUGCGGCCGUCUGGACUCCGCCCUUUUGAAGCAAGCUUGGCUUUCGAGUAUUGGAGCUUACAACACACAGGGAAUUGAUGGUAUGGAAAUCGUCAGGUCUUUGUUCAAUGUUUCCAAGUACAACUUUGGACAUGAAUUCCCACCACCAGUAUCCAGAGAUUGGGCUCUCAAAAUGGGACUUCCAUUUGACUCUGCUGUCCGAAAGGGCUGGCUUGCACCUAUGGAAGCGUCAGAGGUUCGAGGUAGAAAUGCUGGUGUAGCUUAUUCAUCCAGGACUGGACGUAUGGAUGGUGCUCUCCAAGAUUCUGAUGGGGGAAGGCAAGGAAGUUACGACAGUGGAAGCCGUGGUGGAUCUAGUUUUGGUGGCCGCGGGGGAUAUGGUGACAGGUCGGGUGGUGGCCGGUCAAGCGGUGGUUACGGAAAUAGACAAGGUGGAGGUUCGGAUAGACGAGGUGGAGGUGGGUAUGGUGGUAGAAGGGAUGGCGGAAGUGGGUACGGAGAUAGACGAGAGGGUGGCAGCUUCGGUGGUAGGAGAGACGGCGGUGACUUCGGGGGUAGGAGAGAGGGUGGCCGUGGCGGCUAUGGAGACAGGUCCGGAGGUGGCUUCCGACCAAGAGGCGACAGGCAACCUCGUGAAGCGUAUUAA
This is a messenger RNA of Orbilia oligospora ATCC 24927, 2223 nucleotides long. RefSeq lists its product as uncharacterized. NCBI's taxonomy places the organism in Eukaryota, Fungi, Ascomycota, Orbiliomycetes, Orbiliales, Orbiliaceae. The coding region runs from base 1 to 2223 and encodes 740 amino acids. Gene Ontology annotation, molecular function: nucleic acid binding; ATP binding. The transcript has 2 exons. Gene Ontology annotation, cellular component: mitochondrion. The record is from RefSeq and is a predicted model, not a curated record.